Oncorhynchus gorbuscha (pink salmon) is the source of this 4934-nucleotide messenger RNA. Its product is annotated as serine/threonine-protein kinase SMG1-like. Gene Ontology annotation, cellular component: nucleus. NCBI's taxonomy places the organism in Eukaryota, Metazoa, Chordata, Actinopteri, Salmoniformes, Salmonidae. The record is from RefSeq and is a predicted model, not a curated record. Gene Ontology annotation, biological process: nuclear-transcribed mRNA catabolic process, nonsense-mediated decay. Gene Ontology annotation, molecular function: protein serine/threonine kinase activity.
GAUGAGGACAUGGCCCUGCAGCAGGAGGAGGAGGAUGACAUGGUGGAUGUGAUCUGGAGACAGCUGCUGUCUGCCUGUCCCUGGCUGGAGGAGCAGGGGAGGGGGUUCAGGGUGGGUAGUGGGGUGAUGGAGGGUCUGAUCCGGGUCUGGAGGAGGGUGGUGGACAGGAUCUUCAGUCUCUACAGGGUCUCCUGCGGUGCCUACUUCACCUUCCUCAAACUUAACGCUGGACAGGUUCCCAUCGAUGAGGAUGACCCCAAGCUGCUGCUGACCAAUCAGAACAGCAAGCAGAGUAACGACGAUAUCAUCGUCAUGGCGACGCUGCGGUUGCUACGGCUGCUGGUGAAGCACGCCGGGGAGCUGAGGGAGGGGCUUGAGCUUGGGCUCGCCUCAACCCCCACCGCCCCCUGGAGAGGCAUCAUCCCCCAGCUGUUCUCUCGUCUGAACCAUCCAGAGGCUUACAUCAGACAGAGUAUCUGUAGUCUGCUGUGUCGCGUUGCCCAGGACUCACCACACCUCAUCCUGUACCCUGCUAUAGUCGGAUCACUGUCUCUGGGAGGAGAGGCCCAGCACGCAGGAAACAAGCUCCCGUCGGCCCUGCCCACCUUCCUGGGCAGCAUGCAGGGGGAGGGGCUGUGUGAGGAAGGGGAGGGGACACUGGGCAGUAACCCCGCCUCCCAGGAGGAAGAUGGGCGGGGUGAGGAGUUUCCUGCACUGUGUUCCAGCCAGGACCAGGCCAUGAUGCAUGACUGCUACAGCAAGAUAGUGGACAAGCUGUCUGCAGCCAACCCCACUAUGGUGUUACAGGUCCAGAUGCUAGUAGGAGAGCUGCGGCGCGUGACUCUGCUGUGGGAUGAGUUGUGGCUGGGCGUCCUGCAGCAGCAACACAUGCACGUCCUGCGCAGGAUCCAACAGCUGGAGGACGAGGUCAAGAGAGUACAGAACAACAACACUCUACGCAAGGAGGAGAAGGUGGCCAUCAUGUGUGAGAAGCACUCCGCUCUGAUGCGUCCCGUGGUGUUCGCUCUGGACCACGUGAGGAGCAUCACCACGACGCCUGCCGAGACCCCCCACGAGACCUGGUUCCAGCAGACCUACGGGGACGCCAUCACCUCGGCCCUGGAGAGACUGAAGAGCCCUCACAACCCGGCCAACCCAGCCAGCAGCUGGGUCCCGUUCAAACAGAUCAUGCUGAGUCUCCAGCAGAGGGCUCAGAAGAGGACCAGCUAUCUGCUGCGUCUGGACCACAUCAGCCCCCGCCUGGCUGCCAUGGCGACCACUGAGAUGGCGUUGCCGGGCGAGGUGUCGGCAACGGACGCGUUGACCAUCCAAAGUGUUGGCAACACCAUCACCAUCCUGCCGACCAAGACCAAACCCAAGAAACUACACUUCCUGGGCUCCGACGGACGCAACUACCCUUACCUCUUCAAAGGUCUGGAGGACCUCCACCUAGAUGAGCGAAUCAUGCAGUUCCUUUCCAUAGUCAACACCAUGUUCACCAAGGUGAACCAGCAGGAACGCCCCCAUUUCCACGCACGCCACUACUCCGUCACCCCGCUGGGGACGCGCUCAGGACUCAUCCAAUGGGUGGACGGCGCCACGCCGCUCUUCGGCCUCUACAAGCGCUGGCAGCAGAGAGAGGCCGUGCUGCAGGCUCAGAAGGCCCAGGAUUCGUUCCAGCAGCAGCCCCAGCCCCUCCCUCUGGUUCCACGGCCCAGUGAGCUCUACUACAGCAAGAUAGGCCCCGCCCUGAAGGGGGUGGGGCUCAGCCUGGAUGUUUCGCGGCGCGAUUGGCCGCUCAGCGUGAUGAGGGAUGUGCUUAAGGAGCUGAUGGCGUCCACGCCCCCGAACCUACUGGCCAAAGAGCUGUGGUGCUCCUGUACCACGUCUAGCGAGUGGUGGAGGGUCACACAGUCCUACGCCAGGUCCACUGCUGUGAUGUCUAUGGUGGGCUACAUCAUCGGCCUCGGCGACCGUCACCUUGACAACGUGCUGAUUGACAUGACGACGGGAGAGGUGGUGCACAUCGACUACAACGUCUGCUUCGAGAAAGGGAAGAGCCUGCGUGUACCAGAGAAAGUGCCGUUCCGUAUGACCCACAACAUCGAGACGGCCCUGGGAGUCACUGGGGUGGAGGGCAUCUUCAGACUGUCCUGUGAACAGGUGAUUCAGAUGAUGCGUCGUGGGCGGGAGACGCUGCUGACCCUGCUGGAGGCGUUUGUGUACGACCCUCUGGUGGACUGGACGGCCGGGGGGGAGGUGGGCUUCGCCGGGGCCGUGUACGGAGGGGGGGGGCAGCAGGCGGAGAACAAGCAGAGCAAGAGGGAGAUGGAGAGAGACAUCACACGCUCCCUCUUCUCCUCCCGCGUGGCUGAGAUCAAGGUGAACUGGUUUAAGAACCGUGAGGAGAUGUUGGGGGUCCUGCCCCAGGUGGAGGGGGCAGUGGAGGAGUACCUCACCCUGCAGAAGCUGCUCUCUCGGGACAAGAUGACCACCAAGAUCCUGGAGGAAAUGAGCUUCCUGGAGGCUGAGAGCUGCUCAGACCACCUCAUACUCACCCUGGAACACAGGUACUCUGAGCACACCCAGCUAGCAUCUCGUCAGCGUACCGUCCAGGAGUUGAUCCAGGGGAAGCAGGGUGACCUGGACCAGUGGAUGUCCCAGUACCAAGCAGCCUUCAGCAGCCUGGAGGCCACACAGCUGGCCAGUCUACUGCAGGACAUCAGCUGUCAUAUAGACCUGGGUCCUCCCAGCUACGUCCCGGCCACAGCCUUCCUGCAGAACGCCGGCCAAGCCCACCUAAUCAGCCAGUGCGAGGGCCUGGAGGCUGAGUUGGGCUCCCUGCUGCAGCAGCGCCGUGGGGCCCUGCGAGGCUGUCUGGAGCAGCUGCACAGCUAUGCCACUGUGGCUCUGCUGUACCCGCGAGCCGUGCUGCUGCGCCACAGGGCCCACCUCUGGAAACAGUGGCUGGAAGAGCUGCUCUGUGACAUGACUGUUGACCACUGCCAGCAGAUCUCCAGACAGUAUGAGGUCCAGUUUGCCCCCCAGCCUCCCCUUGCGUCGUGCCAGUUCCUGUCCAGCGUUGAGCUGGCCCUGCAGCACCAGGCCUCAGAGACCAACACGCGUGUCCUGCGCCAGGCGGAGCGUGUCAAGGCCGAGGGAGCCACGGUCCACGCGUGUGAAGAACAGCUGCAGGAGAUCGAGCGUUGCAUCAGUGUGUUCCUCCUAGAGAACCCAGAGCAGGGCUCUCUCAGCCUGGCCACCAUCAUCUCAUCAGCCCUCUGCACCCUCACCAGGCGUAACCUGGUGAUGGAAGGGGCGGCGGCGGCGGCGGGGGGGCAGCUGGUAGAGUUGACGUCUCGCGACGGGGCCUGGUUCCUGGAGGAGCUGUGUUCCAUGAGCGGUAAUAUCACUUCAUUGGUCCAGCUGCUGGGGCAGUGUCAGCUCCUCCCACACGACCUGGACCUGCCCUCGCCGCAGGAGACCGCCCAGACCGUCUACCUGGCCAACGCCGUCUACACCUGUCUACAGGAGCUGAACACUAACUUCCGUCAGAUCAUCUUCCCGGAGGCUCUACGCUGCAUGUUGAAGGGCGAGGCCACCCUGGAGACCAUGCUGUCGGAGCUGGACCUCUUAGUGGAGCAGUGUGCAGACGGGGUCUCCCUGCAGGGGCUGGCCGACGCCCUGCACACACACCUCCGCAGCGCCGCCAUGGGCCUGGAGCACGAGGCGGACACACAGUGUCUCCACAUCACCAGGAUGUUGCGGGCCCAGUACUGCCAGCUGAUGCAGCCUCCAGGGGCCGGUAUGGACGCCGUGGGACAGGACUCUCCUAAGAUGUCCGCCGGUCAGAUGCUGCUGGUGGCCUUCGAUGGCAUGUUUGCUCAGCUAGAGACCGCCUUCGGGCAGCUCACAGAGAAGAUGAUUUCCAUGGAGGUGCCGCCGGCGUGGCGGAAGGUGGAUGUGAUGCGUGAGGCGCGGGCGGCCCAGGUCCAUUUCUUCCACAGCGGUCCUCACAGACAUGUUCUGGAGGAGAUCUUCUUCCUCAAGAGACUCCAAACCAUCAGGGAGUUUUUCAGGCUCUGUGGAUCCUUCGCUCAGACACUCUCUGGUACGUGCCCCCCAGUGUCUGAGGACCCUCCUCCCUCCAACGGCCCAGUAGUGGGUCUGGGGGGUGUAGGUCUACCAGGGAAGCCCGUGUUCCGGGGGGCGGCGGCGGCGGUGGUAGUGAGCGAGGAGCAGAUGACCCGGCCCAUCAAGGCGUUCACAGCAGAGUUUGUCCGUCAGAUGCUGAUUGGUCUUCCCACCCAGACCCUGGGUCUGUCUCUCUGCAGCACUCUGUCCGCCCUGGGUCUGGAUCUCACCGCGCAGGUGGAGGCCAAGGACUUCGGAGCCGACGGCAAGGUGUCGCUGGAUGAGUUGUGUAAGCAGACGGUGGUGCAGGGUCUGGGCGCAGGCCGUAUGUCUCAGCUGCUACUGAACAGAGGCACGGUGCUGGCGUCCUCCUACGACACGGCCUGGAAGAAACUGGACCUGCUCAGACGCCUGGAGACCAGCCUGGACGCUGCCAAGGUCUCCCUGCAACGCACCCAGCUACACAUCACCAUGUUCCAGUGGCAGCAUGAGGACGUGCUCGGCCCUAGGACCCAGCCGAUGAGUGUGAGCCCUCCUCCUCGCUCCAUCAUCCUCAGUAGCAUGAAGAAGAAGCUUUACAAACUCAGCCAGGACGAGGCGGCCAUCGCUGCUGUCCAGGAGAAGCUGGCAUCACUAGAGGGCAGUAUAGAGCAGCGUCUGAAGUGGGCCGGAGGGGCCAACCCUGCCCUGGCCCCGGUGCUCCAGGACUUUGAUCUGACCAUCGCAGAGCGCCGCGCCCUCGUGGCCCGGGAGAGCCAGCGUACCAGCCAGGUACACCACUCACGCUGCCCACCUUCUGG